AUGGCUUCCACGAGCUUUUCACCACCUUCAUCGUUCGUCUUCAAUGGCGAAAACUAUCAUAUAUGGGUUGUUAAGAUGAAGACUUACCUACAAGCUUAUAACUUGUGGGAGGUUGUGAACACUAAUGUCAAGCUCGCACCAUUGAGAGACAACACGGUAGUCGCUCAGAUUAAGCAUCAUAGUGACAAGCGAGCUAAAAGAUAUAAGGUGAUGUCUUAUAUACAAAAUGGUAUCUCAAAUGUAAUAUUCACACGCAUUGGGGCAUGCACGACUCCAAAAGAAGCUUGGGAUAAGCUAAAGGAAGAGUUUCAAGGUUUUAAAAAGACCGGACAACAAGAACUCAUUAAUCUCAUAAGAGAUUUUGAGAAUUUGAAGAUGAACGAGGCUAAAACUAUAAAGCAGUACGCAGCCAAGAUUAUGGCGGUAGUUAAUAACAUUAGGUUACUUGGGGAAGAGUUCACAGAUAGUAAGGUCGUUGAGAAGGUCAUAACAACAUUUCCUGAGAGGUGUGAAUCUAAGAUUUCCUCACUCGAAGACUUAAGAGACCUAUCAAUAAUCUUUCUUUCAAAAUUGAUAAAUGCCCUGUAUGCUCAAGAGCAAAGAAGAGCAUCAAGGCAUUGGGAGCACGCAGAAUGA
Messenger RNA from Gossypium arboreum, 636 nucleotides. RefSeq lists its product as uncharacterized. The transcript has a single exon. The record is from RefSeq and is a predicted model, not a curated record. Bases 1 to 636 code for a protein of 211 amino acids. Lineage: Eukaryota; Viridiplantae; Streptophyta; Magnoliopsida; Malvales; Malvaceae.